GCAUGAGUAACGUUACCAAUAGCAGUAAAGUACGACGGCGAUUUCACCCCUCUGUGCACGGGGAACGCACGGCAAGAAAAGUCUCGAGAAAGCCGAGGUACGCCAAAUUGUUUGUCAUGUAAGAUUGCCAUCCAUCAUGAACUGACAUCAAGCGAUACAUAUAACCAACAGAUAGCCAGCCAGCCUGCCUGCCAUGCUGCACUGCAACACACCCCAGUAAAACAUUCUCCAUCACCAUGGCAACAAUAUGGCUUUGUUAGACCAGUUGCCUAGCAACGAGAGGUAAUCGCCAGGUAACUAAUGCCCUAUACCCACUUGUUCCUUGGUCUCCAUUUGUAACUGCUUCUGGUGGGAAGGCAUGGGUUGUUGCAUCUCCAGAUCAAAUGCCACUUCUCCAAUUCCAUCAAAGAGCAGCGCCAGAGAGAACGUGGUGAACCCGGAGAAGAUAUCACCAGCAGAUGGUGAGGAGACACUCUUGAACACUGACAAGAGAUUCAGCGAAUCAGUGAACAACAGAUCAGCAAGCCCGAAGGCCAUCAAGAGAAGCAGCCAGUCAGCAAAUGUUACAUCUGCAAGCCCGAAGACAACGCAGAGAAGCUGCCAGUUAGAAAACAUCACACAAACAAGCACUAAGAUGGCAACAGAAAGUGCAGUUCAACCUGAGAUCCUUGGACGGCUUCCAGAGCUGGAGAGAACCAAGGAAGGACACCUAGUACCCCAGGAGGUUCCUAGAUGCGAUGUUGGGGAGGACUUUGUAUCAGUUCAUGAGAUGUACAACUCCUUGAAUGAUGGUCAGAGAGCUCCAUACCUACAUGAUCCAUAUUACAUGCUUAUUCUUGACGUUAGGGACAGAGCCGAUUACAAUGCUUCCCAUGUUACCACUGCUCGACACAGCACUGCUGUUGAUACAGAGCAUGAUUGUCUUGUGAGUCAGGGGAAGCUUGAUAAGUUCACAAUGGUUGUAGUGUACGACCAAGGCAGUACAUCUCAGACGGUUGAUCCAACACUGUCCAGCUUCGUCCAGAGAUUGAAAGACGCCAAUGUGGACGUUCUGAUCCUGAGCGGUGGCUACGACACUUUUCACAAGACCUAUCCGUUCUUGUGCAACAGUUUAACCAUUCGGUCAGAGCAAGACCGUAUGCUGCACUUCAAGUCGUACCCUUCCGUGGUCCUAGAGGAUACUCUCUAUCAGGGCAACGUGAAGCACUCCAAGAACGAGACAGUCCUCAAGAACUUGAAGAUCACUCAUAUCCUCAACGUGUCUACAGAAUGUGCGAAUGCCUUCCCAAAGAGCUUUGAGUAUCUUCAAGUUAAAGUGGAAGACGAGUCUACAGAGCAUAUUGGUCCCCAUCUGGAGAGAGCAGCUAAGUUUGUAGCAAGUGCCAUCAAUUCUGGUGGUAGGGUCUUUGUACAUUGUGUCCAGGGUAAGAGUCGUAGCUCAACGUGCACCAUCGCAUUCCUAAUGUCAUAUAGAGGUUGGACGUUGAAAGACGCUCAUGAAUAUUUAAAGGAUCGUCGAUCAAUCGCUGCUCCCAACAGAGGUUUUCUUAUCCAGCUCUCUAAAUUUGAACAACUGACCUUCGGAAAAGUUAUCUCCUCUGUGGAUGAUUUAUAUUUUUAACUUUGAUCUUCAAGAAUCAAUAUCCUCUUGGAAAACUAUCCAUUUAAGGAAAAUCACCCCCUGAGAACUACACACAACUCCUGGAAAACUACAUGAACCUCCUGGACACCUACAUACCUGUAAUUUCCCCUUGCGAUUCCCCUGUCAAAACUACCCCCAAAUACCCUCAGACAGCCACAAGAGAUACAAUGUGCUUGUAGUAUUCUUCAGGGGAUAAUUAUUCUAGAGUGUAUAAUUUUUUUUCAGGGGGGGGGGGGUAUCCCAAGGGAAGAUGAUUGAGGUUGGUUUUCCUAGACUCUUCUUUUGAGAAAAACCAUGUAAGACCAACUUUAAUAAUUCUACCAUUCUUUUCUAGUACAGUAAAGUCUUUUUUUCUGGGUUGGGGGGGGGGGGGGGAGGGGGGUCCUAAGGGUAGAUGCCCUUGAUUGGUUUUCCUAGCCUCUACUUGUGAGAAAAAACAUGUAAGUCCAACUUUAAUAAUUUGACCAUUCUUUCUUGUACAUUAGUAUCCAAGUUGAAAUACCAGUGUCUUUUACUAAAUCUUGUACCAUAUAAAAAAGAAAAAUGAGAGAAAGUUAAGAAUUUAUGUAGUGUUUGGAAGAUAGGAUUCUUAUAAACUGAAAUGUAUUAAUAUCUUCUAUAUUACAUCUACAUUUUACUAUGUGUACAUUCACCCACACAAUUUUUUAAGAUCUUUGUUCUUACCGAGGGUCUUUUAAUUUUUUUGUCAUCUUUGAACUGAAAAAAGGUAAAAACAUGUGUGAGAGGAAAAAAUUCAGUAAUUUCUUCUUGACUGUUUUGGCUAUUUCAUUUGCUCCAAUCAAAAUAAUUUAUCGGAGCCCAAUUUACAUUUAGGAAGGGUUCUCCCGUAUUUGUACAUGCUAUGUACAUGACUGUUGUAUAAUAUUUAUUGAAGCUGGUCGCACAACUCUUCUCUGUUUGCAUUGAACAUUUCCAUCUUACUAACCCAAAAUUAUUAAUAACACACACAUUAAUUGUGGUCCGGAUAUUUGGAAUAAUUUUCCCGACAACAUCAAAUCUGGUUCAAUCCUCUAUUCCUUGAAAGCUACCGGUACACUUAAACAAAAUAUAUUACAAGCAUAUGUGCCAAACGCUCUAAAUUAGUAAAAUAGCUUUGUCUGGAACCAUGAUUUAUUAUUCCUUUUACUCAACUACCAUCUGCUGCACCCACAUCUGCAAUUGCACUUCACCAGUUGAUCACUAUAGGUUUUACCACGAGAGCUUUGUGGCUAAAUCUUUUUUUUUUCUUCAUGAGGCCGCCAUCCAUUUCCAGCCUAACCGCUCACGAUGGCUGUCUCCUGCACUGAAAAUUUAUCUCUUUAGUUUAAUGAAAGCAGGUUAACUGCAGAUUGCCAGUAAUUAUAUUCUGACUAUAUAUUUAAGGGAAAUAUUAAUAACUAUGUAUUUAGUUUUCCAGUUCUAAUAGUACUACUUGACUACUAGUUCUUUGACCGUGAAAAAUAUAAACAUAUAUCCGUUAUUCUUGUUUUGUGUGCUUUGUUUUAUGGUUAUUGUAUAAUAUUAUUGGACAUGAUUUGCUAUUUAUGUAAUACUUCUGUAAAAAUGUAUAACGUUGUAUUUGUUAUUAGAAUGCUGAAAUAAAAGCAAUCAAUCAAUCAAAUCAAACAUGUUCAUGUAAAUAUACCUACUAUUUGAAGUGACAAUCUCAAUAUAUCAAGAUUUAUAUGUACAUAUAAGUAUUUGAACUAAUCACUUUUUAUGAUAUAUAGUUUGGAGUAUUUAUUUCUUAGUAAUAUGAAUUUGUUUUUAAAAAUCAGCUCAUGUGGCAUGCCUUUAUUCUGUUUUGAUAGUAUUACUUAAUUAUUGUGCUUUUUAACAUAAAAUUUAUGGUAGCUUUUGAAAACUGCUAAGUUUUGACUUCCAUUAUCAAUACUAAAUAUUAUUAAUAAUCGUAAAUUAAAGUAUGAAGUUGUGUUCAAUUGUAAAUUUUAAUUUGUUGAUUUUAGGUGUACGCCUUACUUUUGUAUAUCCAGUGCAAAGUCGAUGUACUUUCUAUUUCCUGAGGAGAAAAAAAAAGUUUAUUUUCAUGUACACCAAUUUUAUUACAAAUCCUGUCUUUCAUAUAUUAAUUAUUCUGAAGAAAAAGGGGACAUUCCUAUCUUUUUCUUUUUCUCUAAUUGAAGAUGAGAUUGAAUCUAUCUAAAAUCAGUAUUUCCUUCAAGUGUUCUUCAGUAAUGAUGAAUGUUUUUUCUAACUUACCAGUAUUAAACUGGUAUGGAAGCAGUUGUAAUUAUGAGUAUGUCAUGUAAACAAGAAAUCAUAUACAUCUAUGAACAGCAGGAUCAACUGCCUACACAAGUACCUUCUCUAUAAUCCUACAAUGAGUGAUAUGUGCAAAUCAAUAUUUGAAAUAAAUUAGUAUUAAAAUUCCUUUUAAUCAGUGA
Messenger RNA from Strongylocentrotus purpuratus (purple sea urchin), 4047 nucleotides. RefSeq names its product probable rhodanese domain-containing dual specificity protein phosphatase. NCBI's taxonomy places the organism in Eukaryota, Metazoa, Echinodermata, Echinoidea, Camarodonta, Strongylocentrotidae. Gene Ontology annotation, molecular function: protein tyrosine/serine/threonine phosphatase activity. Gene Ontology annotation, biological process: protein dephosphorylation. Gene Ontology annotation, cellular component: cytoplasm. Bases 359 to 1621 code for a protein of 420 amino acids. The record is from RefSeq and is a predicted model, not a curated record. The transcript is spliced from 3 exons.